AUGGCAAUGCUUGCAGCACCGAACCAAGGUAUCCUUGUAGCGACAGUGUUUAUGGGCUUUGGUGCUUGUGCAGAAGAAGCAAUCGGUGAUCCAGCUUGGAACCAUUUUCCAUUUUCUGGUGAACCACCACAGUUCAUCCUUUCCACCCUGGGGGGGUCUUACUCUUUUAGCAAAUGUGUCAGAGAGUACAAGUCAGAUGGAGGCAAAUUAUUACACACCCUGGUAAAUAUCUCGACGGGUAGUUUCAAAGCAUGCGGAACGGGUGGUGGGUUGCAAAGGAGUCCGCGUUUUUCAGCACGGCGACGAGAUUUGUACCGAGCCUUGCGUUUUUUAAGAUAG
This is a messenger RNA of Acaulospora colombiana, 339 nucleotides long. The record is from the annotation of a GenBank genome assembly. NCBI's taxonomy places the organism in Eukaryota, Fungi, Glomeromycota, Glomeromycetes, Diversisporales, Acaulosporaceae.